This is a messenger RNA of Cladocopium goreaui, 1011 nucleotides long. The record is from the annotation of a GenBank genome assembly. NCBI's taxonomy places the organism in Eukaryota, Dinophyceae, Suessiales, Symbiodiniaceae.
GGACGUUCCUGUGGUUCUCACGGGUGAUUUGAACUGUACCUCUUUUGGUCGCUUGAGGGGCAUAGCGAACACGCUGAGCCUGAUGAAUCGGGAGGUGGUUCUUCACCCCUUUACCUUUGACUGUGCAGAUGUGCCCACAGGCGUCACCUCAGUGACCAUGGCUAGAUGUAUGCGAAUUGAUGCGAUUCUGUAUCAAUCCCAGCGCUUAGAACUGGUUGACGUUCAGGAGAUCCCCGACUUGACGCCGCACCUGCCCAUCCCCAACGCGCAGCAACCGUCAGAUCACGUUCCCAUCGUGGCGCAAUUUCGCACCAGAUCCCAGCAUCACACGAUGCGUGAGGUGGCCAAAGAAUGGUUCUUGAGCCUUGCGGGCAAGGAAGCCCAGGUGCCGCUGAACCAGCAUCAGUUGGAGUGCGCCUUUAAGCUCUAUGACCAUGAUGGCACGGGCAGCAUCAGCCAGCCCAACCUGCGCAAGGUCUUGGCGUCGCUCUUCGGUAUUUUACCAGAUCGCUGCGAGACCGUAUGUGCAAGUUGCUUUGCAGAUCGCACUGAGCUGACGUGUCAAAACUUUAUUUCUUUGUACCUUAAGUCGGUGAAGGCCGCGGGACUGCCUGGACUGGAAGAUCUCCGCGAUGCCUUUGACCUCUUUGACAGCGAUAAGAAUGGCAGCUUGGACUUGUCUGAGCUUCUGCAUGCCUUCGAACAAUGUGCUCCUAGCACGGUGCCUAGAGAUCGAAUAGAAGAGGUGUUUCAUAUCAUCGAUGCAAACGGUGAUGGAACCAUUGAUUUGGAUGAGAUGAUUCGGUAUUUGGCCAAGUCGUGGACAGAUGGCUUCAACUUAGCUCGCUAGUCGCAACCCUUGGGGUCAGCUGCCAUAGGGCAGAGGCCGCCCACAUUUUUGUUGCGGCUGGGGCCAUCUUUGGCCUAAGUCAUUCAUGCUGGAGAUGGGGAUGCGUCCAAAAGAGCUCGCACAAAUUCGUGCGCGAGGAUGAAACAACACCCUGCGGAUGU